Molecule: messenger RNA, 6639 nt
Organism: Perognathus longimembris pacificus (Pacific pocket mouse)
Lineage: Eukaryota; Metazoa; Chordata; Mammalia; Rodentia; Heteromyidae
Gene: Usp13
Product: ubiquitin specific peptidase 13
Biological process (GO): protein deubiquitination
Molecular function (GO): protein binding; cysteine-type deubiquitinase activity; zinc ion binding
Source: RefSeq, a predicted model, not a curated record
ACCGGCGGACCCCGCGCUCCAGCCCCAGCCCCGGCCCCGGCCCCGGCCCCGGCCCCGGCCCUCGCCGGGCUCCGCUCGUGCAUACGCGGCCAUGCAGCGCCGGGGCGCCCUGUUCGGCAUGCCGGGCGGCAGCGGCAGCCGGAAGAUGGCCGCAGGAGACAUCGGCGAGCUGCUGGUGCCCCACAUGCCCACGAUCCGCGUGCCCAGGUCCGGGGACAGGGUCUACAAGAACGAGUGCGCCUUCUCCUACGACUCUCCCAACUCUGAAGGUGGACUCUAUGUAUGCAUGAAUACAUUUUUGGCCUUUGGAAGGGAACAUGUUGAAAGACAUUGGAAAACUGGACAGAGUGUGUACAUGCACCUGAAAAGACAUGUACGAGAGAAGGUAAAAGGGGCAUCUGGCGGAGCUUUACCUAAAAGGAGGAAUUCCAAGAUUUUUUUAGAUCUAGAUACUGAUGAUGACUUAAAUAGCGACGAUUAUGAAUAUGAAGAUGAAGCCAAACUUGUUAUAUUCCCAGACCACUAUGAAAUAGCACUACCAAAUAUUGAGGAGUUACCAGCCCUGGUAACAAUUGCUUGUGAUGCAGUUCUCAGCUCAAAAUCUCCAUACAGAAAGCAAGACUCAGACACGUGGGAAAAUGAACUGCCAGUGUCUAAAUAUGCCAACGACCUCACACAGUUGGAUAAUGGAGUCAGGAUUCCUCCAAGUGGUUGGAAGUGUGCCAGGUGUGACCUGCGAGAGAACCUUUGGUUGAAUCUGACCGAUGGCUCUGUCCUGUGUGGAAAGUGGUUCUUUGACAGCUCUGGGGGCAACGGGCAUGCACUGGAGCAUUACAGAGACAUGGGGUACCCUCUGGCUGUGAAGCUGGGAACCAUCACUCCUGAUGGGGCAGAUGUUUAUUCUUUUCAAGAAGAGGAACCUGUUUUGGAUCCUCAUUUGGCCAAGCACUUGGCGCAUUUUGGAAUCGAAAUGCUUCACAUGCAUGGGACAGAGAACGGGCUACGGGACAAUGACAUGAAGCCGAGGGUCAGUGAAUGGGAGGUGAUCCAGGAGUCUGGAACGAAGUUGAAGCCCAUGUAUGGCCCGGGAUACACGGGCCUGAAGAACCUGGGCAACAGCUGCUAUCUCAGUUCUGUCAUGCAGGCCAUCUUCAGCAUCCCAGAGUUCCAGAGAGCGUAUGUAGGAAACCUUCCAAGAAUAUUUGACUACUCACCUUUAGAUCCAACACAGGAUUUCAACACACAAAUGACUAAGCUAGGACAUGGCCUUCUUUCAGGCCAGUAUUCAAAACCUCCAGUGAAAUCUGACCUCAUUGAGCAGGUGAUGAAGGAGGAGCACAAGCCUCAGCAGAAUGGGAUCUCUCCGCGUAUGUUCAAGGCCUUUGUCAGCAAGAGCCACCCAGAAUUUUCUUCCAACAGACAGCAAGAUGCUCAGGAGUUUUUCUUACACUUGGUGAAUCUUGUAGAAAGGAACCGCAUUGGUUCAGAAAACCCAAGUGAUGUGUUUCGAUUUUUGGUGGAAGAACGAAUUCAGUGCUGUCAGACCCGGAAAGUCCGCUACACGGAGAGGGUGGACUACUUGAUGCAGUUGCCUGUGGCCUUGGAGGCAGCAACCAACAAGGAUGAACUAAUUGCCUACGAAUUAACAAGAAGGGAAGCAGAAGCCAAUAGAAGACCCCUUCCUGAGUUGGUGCGUGCCAAAAUACCAUUCAGUGCUUGCCUUCAAGCCUUUUCUGAGCCAGAAAAUGUUGACGAUUUCUGGAGCAGUGCCCUCCAAGCCAAGUCUGCGGGUGUAAAAACAUCUCGCUUUGCCUCAUUCCCUGAAUACUUGGUAGUGCAGAUAAAGAAGUUCACUUUUGGUCUUGACUGGGUUCCCAAAAAAUUUGAUGUUUCUAUUGAUAUGCCAGACCUACUUGAUAUCAACCAUCUCCGAGCCAGGGGGCUACAGCCAGGAGAGGAGGAACUUCCAGACAUUAGUCCCCCCAUCGUCAUUCCUGAGGACUCAAAAGAUCGCCUGAUGAACCAAUUAAUAGACCCCUCAGAUAUUGACGAGUCUUCAGUGAUGCAGCUGGCCGAGAUGGGCUUCCCUCUAGAAGCGUGUCGGAAGGCCGUGUACUUCACUGGAAACAUGGGAGCUGAAGUGGCUUUCAACUGGAUCAUUGUUCACAUGGAAGAGCCGGAUUUUGCGGAACCACUGACGAUGCCUGGUUAUGGAGGAGCAGCGUCUGCUGGAGCCUCUGUGUUUGGUGCUACUGCAUUGGAUAACCAACCUCCAGAGGAAAUUGUAGCUAUCAUUACCUCCAUGGGAUUCCACCGGAAUCAGGCUGUGCAGGCACUAAAAGCAACGAAUAAUAACCUGGAAAGAGCACUGGAUUGGAUCUUUAGCCACCCUGAGUUUGAAGAGGACAGUGACUUUGUGAUUGAGAUGGAGAAUAAUGCCAAUGCUAACAUCAUUUCUGAGGCUAAGCCCGAAGGACCUAGAGUCAAGGAUGGAUCUGGAAUGUAUGAAUUAUUUGCAUUCAUCAGCCACAUGGGAACUUCUACGAUGAGUGGGCAUUAUGUUUGCCAUAUCAAGAAGGAGGGAAGAUGGGUGAUCUACAAUGACCACAAAGUUUGUGCCUCUGAAAGGCCUCCUAAAGACCUGGGUUACAUCUACUUUUACCGCAGGAUACCAAGCUAAACCUCAGACACACGAAUUGGCGAGCAGAAGCCAUACACCUUUUUAGUUUGCUGAGAGAGAGAGAGAGAGAGAGAGAGAGAGAGAGAGUUGGAACAGAUCGGAAGAAUACAUAGGGUAUUUAUAAUUUAAAUAGCACGCUCAUUGGACUAGAACUGGAAACAUUUCUGUUAGUGAUGAUACUCUACUGUAGAUAGUUUUUUAUAAAUGUUCAAGGAGAGGGUCAUAGAAACAAAGAAAUUCACAUUGCUGGUGUGAUGUCUACCUUGAGCAUAUCAGAAAUCAUGGGGGGUGCGCCCACCCUCUGUAUUGCUUUGAGGGUCAGAGGUAGUGGCCCUCAGAGAAAUCAGUUCAUGUGGCCAGUGAUGAGGCCUCACCUCACAAAAUAGAAAGCCUACUUUUGUUUCAUAAAGAAAAUUAGCUUCUAAGCUGGGCUUUAUUUGUGGCAUAGUUUUUUUCAUUAUGCACAGUAAUUUCUGACCUGUCUAUGUAUAAUAGGACAUCCUCAAUGAAAGAUCCUUUGAAUUUAAAUCAUUAUCAAAAUUCAUAAUACAAUUGUGUGAAUGUUUGUGUGAGUGAGUGUGAGUGUGUAACUUUGGUAGUUCACUAGAAAAAUCUGGGAUGGAUUGAUUUUUAAAGGCUAACUAGUUGAUAUGAAGCGAACCUGGAGAAGACGAGUAAAUUAAAUAUUUCAACAAAACUCUAACUCAGGAGCAGUUUUAAAAUUAGUUCCCUGCUUGGAUUUUAAGGAGUGGAAAGCACUGAGUCACCCCAUAGUGUGUGGCUCGCUGGGGUUUGUGUUACUUGGAGGAUUAAGGCCAGAUGCCCACAGCAGCUUAGUACUACACUUUGCCGAAGGUAGUUGGCUUCUCUCUUUCCCAGCAGCUGGCUCCCCAACACAUCCAGUGUUUAUGUUUAGGUAGAAUAGUUAACCUUUUCAACUGAAGAUGACAUUCUACUACUUGAGCUCCAUUGAUCUUUUAUUUGCAUAUCACACAACCCCCUGGAAUCAUGUUAAAAUGAUUUGGCCAUCAUUUUGUCUUAUCUGCUCUCCUUGCUUCGAUUUCUACAUUUUUUUCUGCGAUCAUCUCUGCCCUGUUUUUGGCUUCUCACUUUCUGAUUUAUCCUGGAGCUUUUCUCCUGUCACCCACAGUAUGAUUUGGGGCUCUCUUAAGAAUUUCAGAUGUGAAAAAACUUUGAUGACAUUGUUAAAAAUCAUCCUUUCCAUUUUGAUUAUUUGUAUAUUUCAGUUGCAACCUGGGAUUAGAUUGGUUUUAAAUGUGAUUUAAGAAAAUGGAAUGAUAGUAUUCUAUAAUUUUUCUUCCACUUUACAAAAAUUCUAGCCUCUGAAGUUUCUAUUUCAGAUUAUUCAAAUGAAAAAAAAAAACAACAAAAACCACUUUAUUGCUGUCUAUUUAACAUAUAUUGGUUUGGUUGAAGGAUUUUUCCAGAAACUAUAGUUGAUGAAGCAGUACUCAUUGGAUGAAAUAAUGCAGACAUAUUGGAUUAGGAUGUGGUGAGUUCUGAACACUCAGGGUCCCAGCUGUGAUAAGGGCCACUAUUUCCCAGCUCAUGUAUGCCAUGUGAGCAGGGGACACAGAGCCCAGAGACCUGGGUGCUACCCCUAAUGGGCUGUGGACCUUGAGCCCCUCCCUCAUCUCCCCAUGCCUCACUCUACUCAUCUGCACAGGGGUGUGUGGACGCCUCCCAUCUCUUCCCGGUUUUGCUCUGAGGCUACAGUAAGAGCUGAGAGGAUGAGCCUUUAGAGAGAAGGUCGGUGCCAUGGUGGACCCCAGUAGAAUGUAGUCCUGGCCAUCUCUUCAUUUGAUGCUUUCUUCAAUUUGGGAACAAAUGAGAUUGACAAAAGGAGGGAGCUCAUGGUGUAGAAUUCUCUAUGACACUGUACCCACUGGUGUUGCCUUCUGGUGUUGCCUCAGAGAGCUUCAGGCAGUCUCACUUUGUCUUGGAAGUCCCUGACUCCUGUGGAGAUCCGCACACUAAGCAGCCUUAUGAAAUCCAGUCCUCUGAGGGCUGAGUAUCAGCAAAUAACAAGUCCAAACAUGUUUCAAAAAUAGCUUCUUUUCAAUGAUGUAACAAAGCAAAGAUCUUUUUCUGGGAAGAGAAGAAGUCCUGGGGAGGAGGGGAUGAAUUGAAAUGUGAACAUAGAUAGCAUGUGUAUUUUGAACAAAAAACAUUUUUAUAACAAAAUUUUGGAAAAAUCAAUGGUGUAAAACCUACAUUUAAGAUUAGGGGCUAUAAAUGAUUUGAUUUCACUAGGUAGGAAAAACAAAUUUAGCCCUUUUGAUGCCUAACUAUAUUGUAAGAAACCAUAUCAUGGCUGCCUUUUUUCUGCCUCAAAAAACCAAGGGCUAUUUCUACAAGGUGAAGUUUUCUAUAUGUGUUAUUCUUUCUUUCAGAUCAACAGUUGGGAAAAACUGGAGCAAUCAAUGGCUUUCUUUCUUGCUUAAAAAUGUGUCUGUAUGUGUCUCCUAAUAUAACGUGUAUAGAGGAGGACUUCCUUGAAGAUCUAUCUGAAAUGUACCAGCUAAUUUGACAUGUGUGGGGGUGAGCUUCCUGUGGUGGCACCUGGAGUAAUGGCUGUUUUGUGUCAGUGUAUCAGCCUAUUAGGGGCCUUCUGUGUGAGGUGUGCUGUUAUCACGUGAAACCCUCUGUAUGUAGGUGUCUGUGGGAAAGACAGCUCUUUCUUCCUGUAAAUAUCUUUUCAUAUACAUUGUGUAGAUAUCAAAGAAGGUACCUUUGGAAAAUGUAAUAUAUCAGUUUUUAUUUUGUCCAUUUGUCUGAAAAUCCAAGUAAUGAAUCAGAAAUCCAGUUUGGCUGAGAUGGGAAUUUUCUUUGAAAAGAAAAAAGAAGUAUGCAGAAAAGACUAUGAGGAGAAUCAUGUUUUAAUCACAUUUUAUUUCAGUGUUACCUUGGUGUUUUGAAAUUGACUAGCCUGUUUUCUUGAACCUGUAGGAGAAUGUAUCUGCCAUUUCUCUGUUUCUCACUUUGGGCUCACUACAUUAUUUAUUCCCCGCACCUGGGCCACAGUUUUACCUGUAGUUGUAAGGAGAACACCUCAGCUGUGCCCUCUGUGUUGGGGCUGUCACUUUAUAUUUCUUAGCUUCUUUGUUUGAAAUGAAUGGGUCAGAUGAGCAAAGUGGUCCACACCUGUAAUCCCAGCUAGGCAGAAGAGAUUGGGAAGACUGAGGUUGGAGGCGCCUCUAGGCAAAAAGUUAGCAUGAUACCAUUUUGAGAGAUAAACUGGCUUCAUGGUACAUACUUAUAAUCUCAGCUGGUUGGAACAGAUAGGCUGGCUAGGUAGUCUGAGGCCACCUUGGUCUAAAACUCAAGACUGUAUAUGAAAAAAUAACCUGAAAGUGACAAGCGUUGAAGUAUGGCUCAGGUGGUAGAGCACAAUCCUAGUACUGACACAUCAAAACAAAAUAAAAAUAUUUAAGUAAGUUAGACCAGAUAAACUCAGAAGUUCUUUCCUGCCCUGAUAUCCACUUCUGUUGUUUUUAAAAAAAUUAUUAUUAUUCCUGUGAUUUUUUUUCAAGAACAAGACAUAUAAAUUACAGGGCUUGUUGAGAGGUUUAGCUUAUACACCCAGUGUGGGACUUGUGUCAUUUUUGUGCCCUCACCCCAUUUCUGUCCCUGCCCUACUUGUUUUGACUUUCUUUAGUAAUCAUCCUACUUUCUUCUCAUACUUGAGAUUUUCAGCUUUCCAGUCUACAAGGAAGUACUUUGCUACAGUUCCCCUCAAAACUAAACUCAAACCAAACUAAACAUCCAUUUAAAACACCCACAUUCAAACUAAAUAAAAACAUCCAUUGAAAACAUCCUCUUGGAGCUGGAUGCUGGUGGGUCAUAAUCCUAUAAUCCUAAUAGGCUAUAAUCCUAACCCAUAAUAGGCUAUAAUCCUAGGUACUCAGGAGGCUGAGAUCUGAGGAUCAUGGUUUGAA